AUGCUUCCAAAAACAAAUAAAAAAAUACCCCUCUUUCUAAAAUAAAGGACUUUCCUUUUUCAGAAGACAGCUUAUAGAGAAAAAUGUGAUGUGAUUAUCUCUCCACCUUCUGACUUUACUACUACAAAGUAAAUUGGCUGCAUGUAAAGGAGCAAAUAAAAUCUAGAUUGGGUACAAAUUUAAGCUGUGAGAUAUAUCUUUCAAAUUUUCAAGAAGAAGGAAAUCAAAUACAGAAAAUGAUGAAAAACACCUCACUGGAUAAUGCAACAAUAAACAUGCUUAAGAAUCCUGAUAUUGUGGUCAUCUUACCAAUUGUGUAUUCGCUAGUUGUUAUUAUCAGUAUCCCUGGAAAUAUUUUCUCACUCUGGAUUCUCUUCUUUCAUAUCAAACCCAAAACAACAUCAAUUCUUCUCAUGAUUAACCUUAGCCUCACAGAUCUUGCACUGGCCUCCUGUCUUCCCCUUCAGAUUAUAUACCACCUGAAGAAGAACCACUGGUCUUACAGCAAACAGCUGUGCAGCUACGUCACAAUAAUGUUUUAUGCAAACAUGUAUUCCUCCAUAUUGACUAUGACCUUCAUCAGCUUUGAGCGCUAUUUGGGGGUGGUUUACCCACUGACCUCCCAAAAAUGGAGAAAAAAGAGAUAUGCAAUUGCUACCUGCAUUGUAAUGUGGUUUAUUGUAUUACUCUCCUUGUGGCCCCUUGCCUCAACUGACCUGACUUUUAAAGUAAACCAGCUGAAUAUUACAACCUGUUUUGAUGUCCUUUAUUGGAAUAUGCUUCCCGGUGUUCUUGCAUGGGGAGCUUUCCUCCUGUUGCCCUUUUUUUUCUUUUUCUUGCUUCCAUUCACAAUUACAGUUGCUUGCUACACCGCCAUUAUUUGGAAACUUAUUCAAGCUUCUCACAAGUAUGGCAAUGGGCAGAAGACACGGUCGGUCUACUUGGCUAUAAUAGUGCUCUUAGUUUUCAUCAUUUGUUUUGCACCCAACAACUUUAUCCUAUUGGUGCACAUUGUCAGCCGUCUCACAGAAAAAGAGGGUUACUAUCAUAUUUACAAACUCACCUUGUGCCUUAGUUGUCUCAACAACUGCAUAGAUCCAUUCAUUUACUAUUUUGCAUCCAAAGAGUUUUAUCAGAAAUCCAUGCAGGUAGUAGGACGGAAGGUGCUACUGAGUGACAGUUCGGAGACUAGAAGGGAAAGUGUAUUGUCUACCAGGACAUCAGGAAGAUCUCUAUCAAGUGGACAUAAGGAUGGAUUUGAUGUGCUUAGAACAUGUUUGCAAAGGCAUGAAAGUGUUUUUUAACACUAAUGCUCAAAGAUGAAGAGAUUAUUCAUUCUAUUUCAUGAAACAAGCAAAGAAUGGUUAUCUCAAGCAACUACUGUACAAGCAAGAUUGGAGAACUGUAUUCAAUACCAGGAAAAAUUCUUGUCUUCAAAUAUGGCAACUAUUAUACCUAUGGUAAUAUGUAGCAACAAGUAAAAUGUAAAGGAACAUUACCAUGCCACAAAUCCAUAGCAGCAUUCAGCAAUGAUUUGGAGUUAGUUGUAUGUAGAAUAGACACCCUGAAAUCAAUGUGGACCGACUUCAGUGUGUCUAACUCUACACAUGACUAAACCUGAAUCUUCUUUCUUUGAGGAAACCCAAUAUAAUAUAUAAUAAUCUUUACAUUAUACCAUAAGAAAACAUAACUAUUUUGGCAAAGUUACAACCUUUGAACUGAACUUCAUCAUCUGCUCAGUAUUUCUUUGGGGUUUCCUGGGUCUUUUAUGGUUAAUUCAUAUCCAGUUGAGAAUUGUCACCAGUGAUGUUUGCUUUUUUUAUACAAAAUAGCUAAUCAAUUGUCAUUUCCUUGAACCUAUCAGUUUCAUUAUGUCAUAUAUCAUUAUUAGUUGAUCAGUCCAUUUCUUUUGAUUAUGCAAAUGUAAUUUUGGUUAUGUAAAGUUCCCACCACCAUUCUUUUUCUCCAGUGUACCAACUGUGGUCCUCAUAACUGAAUAUAUUUCAGGGAUUUAUCUGCUAAGUCAUUUUUAUGUAUAGUCUGUUGAAGAGAAGGAUUAGGGGGACAUGAUAAUUGUCUUCCAGUACUUGAGGUGCUGUCACAGAGAAAAGGGAAUUGAUUUAUUCUCCAAAGCACCAAGCACUGCCUUAUUUUCCAAGGCAGGACAAGAAGUAAUGGGCGGAAGUUUGUUAAAGACAGAUACAACCUAGAAGAAAGGAGAAAUUUUCUGGCAGUAAAAACAAUUAAUCAGUGGAAUUGCUUGCCUCAUGGAGUUGUGGGAACUCCAUCCUUGGAGGUUUUCAAAAAUAGAUUGGACAACCAUUUGACCUGGGUAAUGGUUUAGGGAAUUGGACAGGAAAUUGGACUAGAAAACCCCUUCCUAAGAUUCUAUGUUUUAUGUCUUGCUGUAUUGAAUAUUUGCCUAUUCCAUGUUUCUUUGUAUAAUGUUCAUCGUCUGUACUGCUUUUGCAUUUAACAUUUUGCAACCAUGUGCCAACAUUGAUAGUGUACACUGUUUAAACAAUUUUCUCUUAAAGAGGAUGAAUGUGUUGCCUUUGAAUUCAGGAUAAAAUCAUCCAAAUGCUCUGCAACCUAGUUUUUCUGGUUCAAAAUUUCCUCUAUUACAACACUUUCACUGGUAACCUUUUAACUAAGGUAGAUGUAGCAGUUGUUCACAAUUUUCAAUCUGUGUUGAUAAAAUUUGGGAAUUGUUGAACAUGACCUUCGAUGGUGAACUAUAUUGCUUUCAUAAUAUACUGUGAACCUAAUCUGAUCUGAAAUAACUUUCUAUAGAAAUAUUGUGUACAUUUUAUGUUCUGUUAAGGAAAUAAUAAAUACAGUGUUUUAUUCAGUUUUAAAAGCUUGGAUGCUAAAGUUUUUAAAUAUGAAUAUGUCAAGGCACUACUGAACUUGGGUUAUUAUAUACUCUAUUAAUCAAAUUACUUCUUUUAUUUUAUUUGACUCCAUUAGGUUUAAAAAGAAAAUUCUCAGUACUAAUCUUUAGCAUUGUAGGAUCUGACAAGAAAAAGAAUAUGGGCUAAAUUUCAGGAAUUUUUACCUCAAAUAUUAAAUUUGGGGCUAUGUGUCUUUUGGGAUUUAUUUAUUGAGAUAUCUAAAAUGGUGUCACUUUCAAUGAAAUUAUUAUAUUCUUGGAAAUUUGAUUGACAGGUAAAAGAAACAGAAAAAAAUGAGGAUUCUGUGAUCUCAUAAUACCCAACUGUAUGGGACUGCACUCCCAAAUUACAUAAUAGGAAAGUGCACUAAUGAAUUCAUACAAUUUAUUUUCAAGUAAA
This is a messenger RNA of Pantherophis guttatus, 3293 nucleotides long. RefSeq names its product P2Y purinoceptor 8-like. Gene Ontology annotation, biological process: phospholipase C-activating G protein-coupled receptor signaling pathway; positive regulation of Rho protein signal transduction. Gene Ontology annotation, cellular component: plasma membrane. The record is from RefSeq and is a predicted model, not a curated record. NCBI's taxonomy places the organism in Eukaryota, Metazoa, Chordata, Lepidosauria, Squamata, Colubridae. Gene Ontology annotation, molecular function: ubiquitin binding; G protein-coupled receptor activity; phosphatidylinositol binding.